Messenger RNA from Emys orbicularis (European pond turtle), 1398 nucleotides. RefSeq names its product t-complex-associated-testis-expressed 1 (gene TCTE1). Gene Ontology annotation, molecular function: protein binding. The transcript is spliced from 4 exons. Bases 1 to 1398 code for a protein of 465 amino acids. NCBI's taxonomy places the organism in Eukaryota, Metazoa, Chordata, Testudines, Emydidae. Gene Ontology annotation, biological process: microtubule-based movement. The record is from RefSeq and is a predicted model, not a curated record.
AUGCAGGAGCCAGUUUCUGGAGACACGAACAUGGCCUCUCCCUCAUUGAAAACAUCAGUGGUGAACCCUGCUGCCAACCCCCGACGCAUGCGACGGAUCAUUGCUGAGGAUCCUGAGUGGUCCCUGGCCAUUGUUCCACACCUCAGUGAGCUCUGCCUCCAGCACAUCGUCAGCAACUUUGAAAAGAAUCCUGUUGUGGACCGUCUCCUGCCAGAGCACCAAAGGAAGGUGCUGGACAGGAUUUCCACAGGCCUGCCCCUCACAGUGACCGCCAACCUGAUCAGCGACGAAGGCUACUGGAAGAGGUGCUGUACUGAGCGCUGGGCAGUGUGUGAUGUCUCCCGCUAUGGGGGCAGCUGGAAACGGAUGUUCUUUGAACGCCACCUGGAGAGCAUCCUGAAGUACUUCAUCCCUAACACAACCGACCCCAAUCAAGUCCUGGAGGUCAUCCCACUCUGCAAGGAGUAUGUGAGGAAGCUGGAAAUCGAUCAGUUCCUCCCACCGGUGAAGCUGGAUCAGAACAAGGAAGAGGAUGACAUGUCCGAUUCUGGGAGUGAUGUUGGGGUCGAUGAAUUCUGCAUGCAUCACUAUGACCUAGGAGUGCUCACUGCUGCCCUCUCUCACCUUGAAGAGCUGCAUCUGAUGUAUGGUGUGAAAGACUGUGGCAUGAACUUCGAGUGGAGCCUCUUUGACUUCACCUAUCAGGACUGUUGCUCUCUGGCCAAUGCUUUCAAGAAGUGCCACGCCUUGAAAGUCUUCAAGCUGUGCCGGAGCAAAGUGGAUGACGAAAAGACACGGGUGCUGAUACGGAAUUUGUUAGAUCACCCAUGCUUGGUGGAGCUGGACUUGUCCCAUAAUCUGAUCAGGGACCGGGGAGCACGAGCCAUUGGCAAGCUGAUCAACCGUAGCAAGCUAGAAAUUCUCAACCUGUGUAAUAACCGGAUCCGGGCCCCAGGAGCCCAGGCUAUUGCUCAUGCCCUAGGCAAGAAUUCUACGCUGAUCUCUCUGAACCUGCGCAUCAACUGCAUUGAGGAUGAGGGCGGCCAGGCAGUAGGCCAUGCCCUGCUGACUAAUGCCACCUUGACAUCUAUCCAUCUGGGAGGCAACGAGUUGUCAGAGCCGACAGCUACGCUGUUCUCCCAGGUCCUUGCUCAGAACACAGCUCUGACUAGCAUCAACCUUGCAUGCAACCACAUAGGGCUGGAUGGUGGGAAGCAGCUGCUGGAAGGAAUGUCGGAUAACAAGACCGUGACUGAAUUUGACCUGCGACUGGCAGAGGUGGGGCAAGAGAGCGAGUACCUCAUUAACCAAGCCCUGAAGGCUAACCAGGAAAUUGCCCGUCUGAAAACCUUGUACCAGCCAAACUCCUUGGAAGAGAAAUCCCCAGAUCUGGAUUAG